UGCGGAAAGCGGGAGGUUUGGGGACGGCUUUGUAUCUGACCUGCAGCCGGGUCGCGGAAGCUUGUGCGCCUGGCACGUCCCUCUUCUUUUCCGUCGGAGAGCUUGGGAUGUGGUAAUGUCAGCCAGACUGUUCAGAGCCCUGGCCGGAUCUCACUGUAUUUUAUCAAAAAUAUGUCAGUGCCAAAGACUUGUCCACCGAACACUAAAGCCACAGAAAGAAUUUGAGACUACAACAUGCAGCACCGUGGUGAGAAGUCAGAACUUGGAUUUGUUCUUUCCUGAGACAGCAGCUGGUGGUUUGAGUAAGUCCCCGGUCCUGGAAAUGAGUCCGAAAAUCUCAAAUACAAGCAUACUCUCUCCAUUAAAUGCUGCGCAUCGCCAGGAUGAAAAAAUGCACCUUCCAACCAGGAAAUCUUUUGGUACUCACAGGAAAGUGACUCACAGACCAAAUCUCUUAGGUUCUAAGUGGUUUAUAAAAAUAUUAGAGCGGCAUUACUCAUCUCCAUCAACGGAAACACUAGUUCCUAAACAAGACUUUCCGCAAAUCAAGAGACCACUAAAAGCAUCAAGGACCAGGCAGCCAUCCAGGACCAACCUUCCAGUUCUGUCUGUGAAUGAGGACCUGAUGCACUGCACAGCGUUUGCGACUGCAGAUGAAUACCAUCUCGGGACUCUCUCUCAAGAUCUGGCCUCCCACGGAUACGUUGAAGUAACCAGCUUGCCUAGAGAUGCAGCAAACAUUUUGGUGAUGGGUGUGGAACACUCUGCUAAAGAAGGUGAUCCUGGAACAAUAUUCUUCUUCAGAGAAGGAGCUGCUGUGUUCUGGAAUGUGAAAGAUAAAACUAUGAAACACGUGAUGCAGGUCUUAGAAAAGCAUGAAAUCCAGCCCUAUGAAAUCGCUCUGGUGCACUGGGAAAACGAAGAGCUUAACUACAUAAAAACAGAGGGACAGUCGAAACUUCACAGAGGGGAAAUCAGAUUAAAUUCAGACCUAGAUAUAGAUGACACCAUUCUAGAGAAAUUUGCUUUCUCGAAUGCUCUUUGUCUUUCAGUGAAACUGGCUAUCUGGGAGGCAUCACUGGAUAAAUUUGUUGCCUCUAUUCAGUCAAUUCCAGAGGCUUUAAAAGCCGGGAAGAAAGUGAAACUAUCUCAUGAAGAAGUGAUGCAGAAAAUGGGUGAACUCUUUGCCCUGAGACACCGUAUAAACUUGAGUUCAGACUUCCUGAUCACUCCCGAUUUCUACUGGGACAGAGAAAACCUGGAACAACUUUAUGAUAAAACUUGUCAGUUCCUUAGCAUUACUCGUAGAGUGAAGGUUAUGAAUGAGAAGCUUCAGCACUGCAUGGAGCUGACAGAUCUAAUGCGGAAUCACCUGACUGAGAAGAGGGCGCUCCGCCUGGAGUGGAUGAUUGUCAUCCUCAUCACCAUCGAGGUCAUGUUUGAACUGGGACGAGUAUUUUUUCUGAUCAAGUGAUAACCAGAGAAAAGUAUCCGUGCAAAAGAUAUUCAAGUUCUACAAUCAAAAAUAAAUGCUAUUGGGGGAAUCUCUUAUUUAAUUGGUAUUUAAUAUUUUUUAAUCAAUGUGAUGAUCUUUUUCAGCUCCUGUAUGUAUUGCUGCUUGAAUAAAAAUUAUGAAGAA
Molecule: messenger RNA, 1639 nt
Organism: Lontra canadensis (Northern American river otter)
Lineage: Eukaryota; Metazoa; Chordata; Mammalia; Carnivora; Mustelidae
Gene: RMND1
Product: required for meiotic nuclear division 1 homolog
Exons: 12
Coding region: 116-1474 (452 amino acids)
Biological process (GO): positive regulation of mitochondrial translation
Source: RefSeq, a predicted model, not a curated record